Ochlerotatus camptorhynchus is the source of this 1290-nucleotide messenger RNA. RefSeq lists its product as uncharacterized. NCBI's taxonomy places the organism in Eukaryota, Metazoa, Arthropoda, Insecta, Diptera, Culicidae. The record is from RefSeq and is a predicted model, not a curated record. The transcript has a single exon. Bases 1 to 1290 code for a protein of 429 amino acids.
AUGCUUGCUAUGUUGGGAGAUUCGUUUGCGGUGGCGCAACGUAGAUUUUUGGCGAUCGAGCGGAAGUUUGCGGUGAAUAGUGACUUCAAGAACGAGUACGUUAAGUUUAUGGAGGAGUACAAGGCACUAGGCCACAUGGAGUUGAGUCCUCGCGUCGAAAAUCCCCAGUUUGUCCUGCCACAUCAUGCCAUCUUCCACCCGGACAGUUCUACCACGAAGACCCGCGUGGUAUUUGAUGCUACAUGCAAGGGGAGUUCCCAGUUGUCGCUGAAUGAUGUUUUGCUCGUCGGCCCAAUUGUUCAACCUCCUCUGCUCGCAAUCGUUCUCAACUGGCGGAUACCUCGGUACGUUUUCAAUGCAGAUGCGGAGAAGAUGUUCCGCCAAAUCUGGGUCCAUCAAUUGGACCGCAAAUUCCUGCAAGUUCUUCGGCGCUUAAGUGGGUUUCAACAACUUCAGCGGUACCAGCUCACUACAGUUACAUACGGCACUUCUUGUGCACCGUAUCUCGCAACCCGUGUGCUGAACCAACUGGCGGAGAACGAGGGUCACCGAUACCCUCUAGGUGCGAAAGUAAUCCUCAGCGGAUUCUACAUGGACGACGCACUGUCUGGCGAGGACGAUUUGGAGGUCGCCAUCGAGGCGAGCAAGCAGCUAGAGGAGCUCCUGAAGCUGGCUGGAUUCAAUUUGAGAAAAUGGAGCACCAACGAUACAAGGGUUCUGGCACACGUGAAUGAUGAUUUGAAGGAGUUCUCGCCAGAAACAGAAAUCGAUGGUUCUGGAACCGUAAAAACAUUGGGUCUUCUUUGGUCGGACAUCACGGAUGAGUUCGGUUUCAAGAUUCCAGCCUUACCGCCACUGGAGAAGGUCACCAAGCGGAUAGUGGCCUCCGAGAUGGCACAGUUAUUCGACCCACUCGGAUUAGUCGGAUCCGUAGUUAUGAGUGCGAAGAUGUUCAUCCAAAGGCUGUGGGCGAUACACAUUCCUUGGGACGAGGAACUUCCCGAAAGCCUUCGGGUCUGGUGGAUGCGUUUCCGUGGUGAGAUCCCUGAACUGUCGAAGCUGAAGGUUCCCCGACGCGUUCUAGCAAACACGAACAACCAUUACGCUCUCCAUUGCUUCUGUGAUGCUUCCGACCACGGAUAUGGAUCGUGUGUCUACGUAGUUUCGAAUGGAAUGGAAAAGGGUUGUAACAAUGCCAACUACUCAUCGCUAAGUCUCGCGUUGCACCUCUACGUGGACUCACUAUUCCAAAACUCGAGCUUUGCGCAGCCCUCCUUGGCAGCCAGCUGA